Paramecium octaurelia is the source of this 214-nucleotide messenger RNA. NCBI's taxonomy places the organism in Eukaryota, Ciliophora, Oligohymenophorea, Peniculida, Parameciidae. The record is from the annotation of a GenBank genome assembly.
AGACUUAUAAUUAAGUGAUUAGAAGGAAAUUAUGAGAAAGAGACACUAUUUAAAUGAUAUAAGAACGCAUUGGAUUUUUAUAUUAUUUGACAGAGAAGUUGAGAAGGGAUACAAUUUAAUGGUGAAUGAAAAUAAGACUGUCUCUAUGGCUAAAAAAACAAUCCAAAAAAUGGAAUAUAUGAAUCAUAAAAAGUGGAUUCUUUUAUGAUAUUUA